AUGUCGGCGGCAAUGCCCGCGCUUCAGCGAGGCGCAUUGACACGGGACCGGCCCAGCCAAAGCCCCACCUGCUUCACCGCAUCGACGAACGACGCUUCUUCAAGCGACCAGCCUCUCGUCAAUCAUCCUCCUGCCUCGGCGAUCUAUUUAACGCGCACGCACGUCGCUGCGCGACGUUUGCAUUUCCAUCUGCUGUCGGCGACUCUAAAUCGGUCGCUAUCACAGCGGCCGUCCGUUUCUUCGCUUGUCAACGCACGUAUCAUUCCUAGGGAUUGCUGCCGCCGUGAUCAUGUGAGCGGACUCAUUGUUACGCAAUCUGGACUGUUCGAACGCAAGCGCAAACUCGAACUCGAAAAGUUCAAAGAAGGUCUGCGAGUGUGGCUUGAAAAGAAGGCUCGGGCCAUCAAGAAGCAUAAAUCGCACGUUGGUGGUGUUGGCAUCCUCGUGUGGAGGUUCACAAAAAGAAGCAAAGGCACCAACUUCUCAUUUACGGAAACUUCUUCGGCUUCUCAGCAAGGCACUCAAACCGAUCAUGUCUCGAACCUCCGGCGUUUCUGGGAAGAUGUAGGAGUUGAGGGAAUCCCUGUCCGAACUCGCUGAUGCUUCUAUGCAACUGAGAUGUGACAAAGGUUGUUUCGUCAAGACGCUACCGGAAGAGUGAAGUGUGCAGCUGAAUGAGGUGGACAACGAGAGGGACCGCCUACAAUCUUCUUGGCAACCAGCUCACUCUUAAUGAAGCUCAAAAACCUUCGUCUUUUCCAUCCUCUUGUCAAAUAAGGAAGUCAUUGAAGGAUAGAGAUCGGAAGUCCCACUCAAAACUCUUCGGAUUCAGGUGUAAAGUAGACCACCGCGAUGUAGCUUCGGCCGUAACGGCUUGGCCAAGAUACUUCUGUGCUACGAACACAUGAUGCAUGUUUGAUGUCCCAAUAAAUCUGUGCGCCAUCGAAACAAUCCAUGACAGUGAGUGCAUGGUUAUAAGAGAAAGACGAGACCUUCUCCAGAUUCUGCUAAGCUGGAUGCGAAU
Molecule: messenger RNA, 1024 nt
Organism: Aureobasidium pullulans EXF-150
Lineage: Eukaryota; Fungi; Ascomycota; Dothideomycetes; Dothideales; Saccotheciaceae
Exons: 2
Coding region: 1-600 (199 amino acids)
Source: RefSeq, a predicted model, not a curated record